AUGGCUUCUAUUGCCGGUGCUUCCCAUUUUUCGAAUCUUGAGGCUGUCCCUCUUGAUCCGCAUUAUGCCCUCAAAGAGGCUUUUGCUGGUGAUACCGAUUCCGAUAAAGUCAUCCUUGGCUCGGGGAUCUACAGAGAUGGAAACUCAAAGCCAUGGGUGUUGCCUUCGAUUGAAGAAGCAGAGAGGGUGGUUGAUGGAAAUAAGACCUCCGCUCGUUAUGAGUACCUCCCAAUCUCUGGGUACGAGACAUUCGUUACUGCAGCUCGGGAUUUGCUGUUUGGUCCCGUUGGUCCUAGAGCGGAUUGCUUCGCAUCCUUACAAACGAUAUCUGGGACGGGAGCCAACGCGCUUGGAGCACAAUUCUUGUUCAGGUCGCUAACUCCGUCGGCUGUGUGGUUAUCCAACCCAAGCUGGGUAAAUCACGCCAAUAUCUGGGGUCUUACUGGUGUCAAGGUCAAAACUUACCCUUAUUGGGAUGCUCAAAGAAAGGUGUUGGAUUUUGAAGGCAUGAUCCAAACGCUGGAGACAGACGCUGUUUCAGGAGACGUGAUCGUAUUGCAUAGUUGUGCUCAUAAUCCGACCGGGGUUGACCCGACUAAAGAUCAAUGGAGAAGGAUCGCGGACAUCUGCGAACGCCGUGCUUUGAAGGGCUAUUACUCACGAGAUAUCGACAGCCAAGGGUUUGCUACCGGGGAUGUGGACGAGGACGCUUGGGCUUUACGGCAUUUUGUGUCGCGGGGAACUCUCGAACUCGCGGCGGCCCAGUCUUUUUCAAAGAAUAUGGGCCUUUAUGGCGAGCGUGUUGGUGCCUUGCACCUCCUCGCGAGUUCCCCCGAAGGAGCUGUGAAGGCCAAGGGACAUUUAUGUCGCCUUCAGCGAGGGCAAAUCUCACAGCCGCCCCGACGAGGCGCACAUCUGGCCACGGCUAUUCUGACUGAUCAAGUGUUAUUCCAGAAAUGGCUCAAUGACCUGCACGAGAUGAGCUCCCGAAUCACAAGUAUGCGGCAGGCACUGUAUGAAGAAUUGAUUUCGCUGGGGACACCCGGAAAGUGGGAACACAUAAUAUCACAGAUCGGAAUGUUUUCUUAUACCGGUCUGACCCCUGUCCAGGUGGAAGCUAUCCGGGCGGAGAGUCAUGUCUAUAUUCUGAAUUCUGGACGAAUCUCGAUUGCGGGCCUCACUUCAGCCAACGUCAAGCACGUGGCUCGUGGAAUAGAUCAAGCAGUUAGAAGAUUCCCAGCCUAG
This is a messenger RNA of Penicillium chermesinum, 1245 nucleotides long. Its product is annotated as aminotransferase. Gene Ontology annotation, biological process: L-aspartate biosynthetic process. The coding region runs from base 1 to 1245 and encodes 414 amino acids. Lineage: Eukaryota; Fungi; Ascomycota; Eurotiomycetes; Eurotiales; Aspergillaceae. The record is from RefSeq and is a predicted model, not a curated record. Gene Ontology annotation, molecular function: pyridoxal phosphate binding; L-aspartate:2-oxoglutarate transaminase activity. The transcript is spliced from 5 exons. Gene Ontology annotation, cellular component: cytosol.